CUGUCCCGCCCUGCGCCUCCGGACGUCUGUGCCGGGACAUGGCCGCUGCGGAUGCCGGGUCCUUGAGCUGAUCGCCUGCUGCGGGAGCCAACCUCUGCUUUCAACCGUCUGUACGGGCUGGGCCCAGGCGCUGGGACGGCGAAGAUCCGCGGAGGAAGCUGAGGCUGCCAUAGGACGCCGCCGCGGCGGGCGCAUGGCGUCCAUCUUGCUCAGGAGCUGCCGCGGCCGGGGGCCUGCCCGCCUCGCGCCGCCCCGGGCCGCCUCCCCUCGGGGUAGUCUGAGGGAUCGAGCUUGUCUCAGUUGUAUGAGGACCGUGGGGUUGACGAGCCAUGAGAGUGUUCUGUCUCGCUGUUGUACUCCAGCCCACCCUGUGUACCUCUGCUUCAAAGGUGAGCCCCUCAGCUGUUGGACUCAGAGGCCUGAGUGCCAGGGCACCGUGGCAAGGGCAACAUGGACACCUGCCUCUGCAAGGUUGGUUGUUACAGGACCUCAGUACCUUCCUGUGCGCAGCUGGCACUCAUCAUCCCCACUAGGAGAGGACUCUGUGAUAGAGAAGUCCCUUAAGUCCUUAAAGGACAAGAAUAAGAAGCUGGAAGAGGGUGGCCCCGUAUACAGCCCGCCAGCUCAGGUGACAGUGAAGAAGUCUCUGGGGCAGAAGGUACUGGACGAGCUGAAGCACUACUACCAUGGCUUCCGCCUGCUCUGGAUCGACACCAAGAUUGCUGCCCGCAUGCUGUGGCGCAUCCUCAAUGGCCAUACGCUGACCCGCCGGGAGCGCAGGCAGUUUCUCCGAAUUUGUGCGGACCUCUUCCGUCUAGUGCCCUUCCUGGUGUUCGUCGUGGUACCCUUCAUGGAGUUCCUGCUGCCUGUGGUUGUGAAGCUCUUCCCCAACAUGCUACCCUCCACGUUUGAGACCCAGUCCAUCAAGGAGGAAAGGCUGAAGAAGGAGCUUAGGGUGAAGCUGGAGCUAGCCAAGUUUCUCCAGGACACCAUAGAGGAAAUGGCCCUGAAGAACAAGGCAGCCAAAGGGAAUGCCACCAAAGAUUUCUCUGCAUUUUUUCAGAAGAUCCGGGAGACAGGGGAGAGACCCAGCAAUGAGGAAAUCAUGCGUUUUUCCAAAUUGUUUGAGGAUGAGCUGACCCUGGAUAACCUCACGAGGCCUCAGCUGGUAGCACUGUGCAAGCUGCUGGAGCUUCAGUCUAUUGGCACCAACAACUUCCUGCGGUUCCAGCUCACCAUGCGGCUGAGGUCCAUAAAGGCUGAUGAUAAGCUGAUUUCUGAGGAAGGGGUGGACAGUCUAACUGUGAAGGAAUUGCAGGCAGCAUGUCGAGCACGAGGCAUGCGAGCACUUGGUGUCACAGAAGACCGUCUGAAGGGCCAGCUGAAACAGUGGCUGGACUUACACCUGCAUCACGAGAUCCCCACGUCACUGCUCAUACUCUCCCGGGCCAUGUACCUCCCAGACACCCUCUCACCUGCUGACCAGCUGAAGUCCACCUUGCAGACGCUUCCGGAAAUUGUGGCAAAGGAGGCUCAGGUAAAAGCAGCAGAGGUGGAGGGAGAACAGAUAGACAACAAGGCGAAGCUGGAGGCCACGCUGCAGGAAGAGGCUGCCAUCCAGCAAGAACACCUGGAAGAACUAAAGAGAGCUGCUGAGGCUGUGAAGGAGAUCCAGCCAGAAGUAGCAGAAGCCACUGUCCCUGGGAGGCCAGGGGACGAGCUUCAGCCCAAGAUGGCUGAUGUGAUCCUACCCUCAGAGGUACUGAAGGAUACGGCACCUGUACUGGAAGGUUUGAAGGGAGAAGAAAUUACCAAGGAGGAGAUUGACAUCCUCAGUGAUGCCUGCUCCAAGCUAAAGGAGCAGAAGUCAUCUCUGACCAAGGAGAAGGAGGAACUGGAGCUGCUGAAGGAGGACAUUCAGGACUACAGUGAGGACUUACAGGAGAUCAAGAAGGAACUUUCAAAGACGGGUGAUGAGAAGUUCAUAGAAGAAUCCACAGCUAGCAAGAGGCUGUCGAAGCGGGUGCAGCAGAUGAUUGGACAGAUCGACGGCCUGAUUGCACAGCUGGAGACCACUCAACAGAAUGGCAAGCUCAGCCUGGAUGAGAGCUCUCCGACAGGGGAGAGUGUCAUCAGUAUCAAUGAGCUCCUCAGCGCCAUGAAGCAAAUCAAGCACAUUCCAGAACACAAGCUGAUCAGUUUGACCUCAGCCCUGGAUGAAAAUAAGGAUGGCAAUAUCAACAUCGAUGACCUUGUUAAGGUAAUCGACUUGGUGAACAAAGAAGAUGUUCAGAUUUCUACCACCCAGGUAGCCGAAAUUGUGGCCACACUAGAGAAGGAAGAAAAGGUGGAAGAGAAAGAAAAGGCCAAGGAAAAGGCUGAGAAAGAGGCGGCAGAAGUGAAGAAUUAAAGCUGCCGACUUUGGGCCCCACAAGCACGGUGGCGUGACACAGUGACUGCUUUGCGCUGAUUCUUAGUGGCAAAUCUAAUAUUUUGUCUGGAAUAAAUCAAAAACUUCCAUAAUGAA
Grammomys surdaster is the source of this 2527-nucleotide messenger RNA. RefSeq names its product leucine zipper and EF-hand containing transmembrane protein 1 (gene Letm1). The transcript is spliced from 14 exons. Gene Ontology annotation, biological process: intracellular monoatomic cation homeostasis. Gene Ontology annotation, molecular function: ribosome binding. The record is from RefSeq and is a predicted model, not a curated record. Bases 194 to 2410 code for a protein of 738 amino acids. Gene Ontology annotation, cellular component: mitochondrial inner membrane. Lineage: Eukaryota; Metazoa; Chordata; Mammalia; Rodentia; Muridae.